AUGGCGAUGACUCCUGUUGCCGCAUCUUCUCCAGUCUCAACGUACAGUCUAUUUCGCUCCGAUCUCAUAUUUAAGCCACCGUUUCUCUCCUUCACCACCAAACGGAACAGAGUAGCGUCGUAUCGGUUCACGGUACGUGCCUCCGCGAAUGCUACCGUCGAAUCCCCAAAUGGUGUCGCUGCGUCGACCUCGGAGACGGAAAACUCCUCCUCCUACGGCCGACAGUUUUUCCCUUUGGCCGCAGUCGUUGGGCAGGAAGGCAUAAAAACUGCUCUUCUACUUGGCGCGGUUGAUCGUGAAAUCGGAGGGAUUGCUAUAUCAGGUCGAAGAGGGACUGCAAAGACAAUCAUGGCUCGAGGGCUACAUGCGAUCCUUCCCCCUAUUGAAGUUGUUGUAGGCUCAAUAUCAAAUGCUGACCCGGCCUGCCCAGAUGAGUGGGAAGACGACUUAGCGGAGAGAAUAGAGUACAAUGCUGAUAAAAGCAUUAAGACUGAGAUUGUCAAAUCUCCUUUCAUUCAGAUUCCUCUAGGGGUCACAGAAGACAGACUCAUUGGGUCUGUUGAUGUUGAGGAGUCUGUGAAAAGGGGAACAACUGUUUUCCAGCCUGGUCUCUUGGCUGAAGCCCACAGGGGAGUGUUGUAUGUUGAUGAAAUCAAUCUCUUAGAUGAGGGCAUUAGUAAUUUGCUUCUCAAUGUAUUGACGGAUGGUGUUAAUAUAGUUGAAAGGGAAGGAAUUAGCUUUAGGCAUCCAUGUAAGCCACUUUUGAUUGCAACCUAUAACCCUGAAGAAGGUGCUGUUCGAGAGCACUUGCUAGACCGUGUUGCCAUUAACUUAAGUGCAGACCUUCCUAUGAGUUUUGAAGAUCGUGUCGCAGCAGUUGGAAUUGCCACACGGUUUCAGGAACACAGUAAUGAGGUUUUUAGAAUGGUUGAUGAAGAGACAGAAACAGCAAAGACGCAGAUUAUAUUGGCUAGAGAAUAUCUGAAAGAUGUCAAGAUAACUAGAGAUCAAUUGAAGUACCUGGUUUUGGAAGCUGUCCGAGGUGGUUGUCAGGGACACCGCGCCGAAUUAUAUGCAGCCCGUGUGGCGAAGUGCUUAGCUGCACUUGAAGGGAGAGAAAAAGUCACCAUUGAUGACCUCAGAAAGGCCGUGGAACUGGUCAUUCUUCCUCGUUCAGACGUAGUUGAGACUCCACCUGAUCAACAAAACCAACCACCACCUCCUCCACCUCCCCCACAGAGUAAUGAUUCUGGAGAAGAAGAAAAUGAAGAAGAUCAAGAAGAGGAAGAGGAUGAAAGCAAUGAAGAAAAUGAAAAUGAGCAGCAAGAGGACCAAAUACCUGAUGAGUUUAUAUUUGACGCUGAGGGUGGUUUGGUGGAUGAGAAACUCCUCUUCUUUGCUCAACAAGCCCAGAGACGCCGGGGUAAAGCGGGAAGAGCGAAGAAUGUCAUAUUCUCGGAAGAUAGAGGACGCUAUAUAAAGCCAAUGCUUCCAAAGGGUCCAGUAAAAAGAUUAGCUGUGGAUGCAACCCUUAGAGCAGCUGCACCAUACCAGAAAUUGCGCCGAGAGAAGGACAUUUCAGGAACUAGGAAAGUCUUUGUCGAGAAAACAGAUAUGAGGGCGAAAAGAAUGGCAAGGAAAGCUGGGGCCCUGGUUAUUUUCGUGGUUGACGCAAGUGGUAGCAUGGCGUUAAAUCGUAUGCAAAACGCCAAAGGUGCUACACUCAAACUGCUGGCAGAGAGUUAUACUAGCAGGGAUCAGGUUGCGAUUAUUCCUUUCAGAGGAGAUGCUGCGGAAGUGCUGUUGCCCCCUUCUAGAUCAAUUGCAAUGGCAAGAAAUCGUCUUGAGAGGCUUCCCUGUGGUGGUGGUUCUCCUCUUGCCCAUGGUUUAACAACGGCUGUAAGAGUGGGACUUAACGCAGAGAAGAGUGGGGAUGUCGGGCGUAUAAUGAUUGUUGCAAUAACGGAUGGUCGAGCUAACAUUACACUGAAAAGAUCAACUGAUCCCGAGGGUAUUGCACCAGAUGCUCCUAGACCCUCGUCCCAAGAAUUGAAGGAUGAGAUCCUGGAAGUUGCUGCGAAGAUUUACAAGGCUGGGAUGUCUCUUCUAGUGAUUGAUACUGAGAACAAGUUUGUUUCGACUGGUUUUGCCAAGGAGAUCGCAAGAGUUGCUCAAGGAAAAUAUUACUACUUACCAAAUGCUUCGGAUGCUGUCAUAUCGGCCACCACUAAGGAUGCGCUAUCGGAACUGAAGAAUUCUUGA
Thlaspi arvense is the source of this 2262-nucleotide messenger RNA. Lineage: Eukaryota; Viridiplantae; Streptophyta; Magnoliopsida; Brassicales; Brassicaceae. The record is from the annotation of a GenBank genome assembly.